GGAUGAGAUAGCUCUUAAUGACUGAAGGUAAUAAUAGGUCCUGGGAACCAAAAUGGCUGAUGUUGAUGAUGGGGUUCAAACGCCCCAUAAAGAAUCGGAUACUUCGGUGGUUACCACACCGUCCAUCUUUGAAACAGAUGCACCCGGCACAGCUUCUUUACACGAAUCGAUGUUGGUAGCCAGUGAUUCAUUUGAAAACCUCAAUUAUGAUCAAUUAGACACGCCGAGAUCUCGCCUUGGCAGUGGUAUAAUUGGCAACCUGUCUAGUAAAAAAAACGAGAGCCUUGAAAAUAUUAAUGACGAAGCUGGUGAUGAUGGUCAGGAAGGUGUAAGUGGAGAUGAAGGUUAUGAUGAGAAACAAAGUGAAACUGGAGGGAGUGUUGUAGAAGCUCCGGUGAUAACAUCCGACUUACCGGAAGAAACGUCCAUCGAAGGUUUAGGACACCAAGGCAAAGUAUCUAAUGAAAGGAGUGAUGUAAGACCGAAAGAUCUGCCUGUUGGAGACAAAAUAGCAGCUAUCGGCAAGGGAGAUGAAGAUGUACAAACAGAAGUAAAAACUGAAUCACAUUCUGCUAUCGAUGUAACUUAUUCGGACACUUCUACUUUAUGUGAAAACGAGGAGAGAGUUUGCGACAAAGAGGAAGAACCUGAAUCCCAGGAAACAAGUGUACCUGCAGAAGUGAUCAGUAAUAUUGAAGAAAUGAAUUUGUCUUCAGAUAGCAAUGCAGGGGGUAGUGCUGGACCAAACUGGAUGCGCAUGUCAGCAGAUACCAUCAGUGAUGGUGAAGAUGUCAAUCACCCAGCUUGGCGCCAUCACAAAAAACAUGUUUUCAUACUUAGUGAAGCUGGGAAGCCAGUAUAUUCCAGAUUUGGCAAUGAAGAUAAUCUAGUUACUUUGAUGGGAGUCAUGCAAGCUUUGGUUUCAUUUGUUACAAACUCUGAGAAGGACAGCAUCCGAUGUAUCGUAGCUGGAGAUCAUCGAUUUGUCUUCCUUCUUCGAGAACACCUCUUUCUAGUUGGUGUCUCUCGUGGUCCUGAUUCCACCCACCAGCUACUCCUGCAACUGUCCUACGUCUACAAUCAGAUCAUCAGUGUCCUUACUCUCAGUCAAUUGGCCAAGAUCUUCAAACAGCGACACAACUUUGACCUCCGGCGUCUUCUUAGUGGUGCUGAGAAAUUUAUCGACAAUUUACUCAAUAUGAUGGACAGUGAGCCUGGUUUCUUACUCGGGGCUGUCCGAUGUCUGCCCCUCGAAGGAUCAAUUCGUGAUACUAUAGCUCAGGCCAUUGUGCAGCAUUGUAAAGUGAAGGAUCUAGUUUUUGCCCUUAUCAUUGCCAGCAGUCAGUUAGUAACAUUAGUCCGAAUGAAAAAAUACUUCCUACAUCCAGUGGAUCUCCAUCUUAUUAUUAACCUUGUCAAUGCAUCAGAGUCUUUCAAGGCAGCGGAAUCAUGGACACCAAUAUGUCUACCCAAAUUUGAUUCAAGUGGUUUUCUGCAAGCACACGUCUCCUACCUGGAUGAAAGCUGCCAAACCUGUCUAUUUUUACUGACUGUAGACAGAGAUUCUUUCUUCACUUUAUCAGAUUGUAAAAGCAAGAUUAAGCAGAAACUACAAAAGUCCAACUGUCUGCAAGCCAUCAGUGAUUCACUAUCAAGAAACAGUUACAGCAUCAAACAGUGUGCUAUCUCAGGCUUACGUCAUUUCCUAUACAAGUCUCGCAACUCAGCACAAUAUACCAGCCCUGAGCUGGAAGCUCCAUAUCUCAGUCAGGAAGAACAGGACCGUCUGUUUGGUCUCUACCAGUAUCUCCAUCACAGAAUUCACAGUAGCAGUAGACCAUUGAAACUUCUGUAUCACGUGGGCGCACACGAAACUCUUAUUGGUUGGAUCACUCAAGGAUUUGAGUUAUAUGCAGUUUUUGGACCACUUGUAACGAAAACAAUUGCAAUACAAGCCAUUAAUAAACUUCUGCGCUGGAUCAAAAAAGAGGAAAACCGACUGUUCAUACUGAGUUCGUUUACUUUUUAACAAAGCGUAGAAUUUAUUGUUUCCUGUAAUAUUUUUUUAAUUUUUUUUUUUUUUAUUUAGUUUUCUGACCUCUGAUCAUUCCUGCUUACAUGAGUAAGAUUGUUGUGAUCAUGACAACCACAUAACAACCAAAUACUCUACUUAGCAUAUCAGUGAGUUAUCUACUUGUUUUACCCUUCAAGUCAUCUCCCUUCCCUUUUUUUUGAAGAGUUUUAUUUAUUUAAUUUUUUUUUUUUUUUCCAUUGGGAGACAGGGUCAAGCUUUGCAGUUCAAGGUCAGGAGACUUUAACUUGGCACGAGAAUUAUCUUCGUUUUUAUGAAGAAACUAUAAAUAAAUAAUAUUUGAAUUGGUAGGGGGGAUAUGGAAAGCAAUUUAUUGAGUUAAUAAAGAAGUUCUUGUAAAUAA
Messenger RNA from Octopus bimaculoides (California two-spot octopus), 2435 nucleotides. Its product is annotated as protein SAND. NCBI's taxonomy places the organism in Eukaryota, Metazoa, Mollusca, Cephalopoda, Octopoda, Octopodidae. The record is from RefSeq and is a predicted model, not a curated record. Gene Ontology annotation, biological process: vesicle-mediated transport; protein targeting to vacuole. Gene Ontology annotation, cellular component: Mon1-Ccz1 complex.